AUGUCAGGCAAGUGGCAGAGAAGUGUUCGACAGUUUGGGAGCAGGGAUGAAGUCAAAAUUGAGAAAGUCAACAUAUCAGGAACUUCAGUCACUCAUCUUUCUAAGGAAUUUGUCUUUAGCUCCAAACUUAAGGAAUUGAAAAUGGAUGGAUGCCCAUUAGUGUUUCCACCCAUUGAAGUGUGCAACCAAGGCAUUCCUGUUAUAAGAGAAUAUUUCCGUGAGCUGGAUAAGGUGGGUGGAGUGCGACGUGGCAGAAUAAAGAUUUUAGUGAUGGGAACUACAAUGGCAGGAAAAACAAGCUUCGUUGAAGCACUGGAGAGUGGUAAACCAUUUUUGGCAGAACCCGAUGAGAGAACUAUAGGGGUAGUAGAAAAAGUAAUGAAGCUGGAUGAUAAAAUAGAAUGCAAACUCCUUGACUGUGGUGGCCAUAGAGCGUACAUGCUAACCAACCAGCUGUUCAUCAGUGACAAUUCAUUGGUAUUGAUUGUUGUUGACAGCAAUCAGUAUAAGUUUACUCAACAAUGUUUUCGACAAAAUAUUGCAGAUUUCCUGCAAGUUGUGUAUGACAGAAACAGCAGAGCUCACAUUGCUAUUGUUGUGAGUAAAGUUGAUCUGAUGGUCGACAUGUCAAGAGAAGAAAUGAGUAGAAAGUGGAAUGAACAUCUGCACACUUGUCUACGCCAAUUCUUGAAGAUCAGACAAGCUGAGAUUGAUGGAAUGGCUGCAGCUAGUGAUUUUCCAAAGAAAAAAUACGUAUCAGAACGUCUUCAAUUCUUUGACUUACAGCAAAUAACUGUUGAAAAAAAUGUACUAUUGACGAGUGCAGCUACACAUGAGGGAGUGGUCAGUGUGAAGGAUCGUUUAGGAGAACUGUAUUGUGAUGAAAGGCUGCUGCCUUCACUGCACACAAAGCUGCCGUCAUCAUGGGUGACUGUAGAAGACAAGUUGAUUAAACCACAACCUCACACGUCUGUCCCCAUUACAGAUGUUUCUUAUGCAAUGCAACUGUGUGUAGAGCACGGACUGACAGAAGAAAGCUGUCGUGAGUUGCUAAACUACCUGAACCAGGUAGGAAGCAUUCUGUAUUACUCUCAUCACCCGACUUUAGCAGAAGUUCUCUUUCCUAUACCACCAUUUGUGGUCACUUUACUUAAGGCUGUUUUCAGACAUGAUCACGAAUCUUUAGAAUAUGACCAUCGUUUCAGGAGUGUUAAUAUCAGUCGUGAUCAGUUUGAAAACAUGCACAAUGACCUUGUUUCUAAUGGCAUUGCUAGGAUAUCUAUGCUGCUGGUGCUGUGGAGUGAGUUCCUCCUUACUGAAGAUCGUUAUGUUGACGUGUUUAUUAAGCUUUUCCUUGCUCUCGACUUUGGUUAUCUAACUGGCUCAUCAGAUGAUGUAGUUCAGGAACUGGGAGACACUUUGGGGAGACGUCAGAUCACUUCAACUUCACCAGUUAGCACCAACACGACAUCAUAUUCAUCUGGUCAAGUGAUAGAGGAAAAUCAUCAUCAAGAGCAAACAGACAGAUGCAAAGAAAUGAUUUUUCAGCUAAAACAACACAAUGUUGGCUUGCUGUUGCCAUGGUUACUAAAUGAUGAAAAACCAGAGGAUGUUGGUAAACUUUGGUCUUCAGAUAUACCACAUGGAGUCAUGCAAGUUUCUGUCAAAUACUCAUUUGCAUAUGAUCGUCCAUUGGGCUUGUUUGAACGACUGUCUGCUCGUUGCCAUCGUCACUCCAAUUAUAUUUGUCACUGGAGCAGUGGACUGCUCAUGUGUUAUGGUGCAGUGACUUUGCAUUUCGAUUGCAGCAAGAAUAUUUCACCUGGCUUUAUAUGUCUCAGUGGUAGAGUAGUCAAGUCACAUCACAGUGUUGGCAGAUUGUGGCAUGUUCUUCUUCGUUGUGUGUCAGAUAUGGAGGAUCUUCUUCAGUCUGUUCCUGGUGUUCUCCCUGAUAGAUUCAUCUACAGUGGAAGUUCUUCUACCACAAGUAGGAAGUCUCCCCUCAGCCGAGCUAAACAGUUUGUUCCAAAUGAAAGGUGGGGAUCAUUUGCAGUAGAUGCUACAGCAGGAAGAUACAGUGCAGAGAUGGCAAAACAUAUCAACGCAGUACAACACGGUAAAUAA
Corticium candelabrum is the source of this 2124-nucleotide messenger RNA. Its product is annotated as malignant fibrous histiocytoma-amplified sequence 1 homolog. NCBI's taxonomy places the organism in Eukaryota, Metazoa, Porifera, Homoscleromorpha, Homosclerophorida, Plakinidae. The transcript is spliced from 3 exons. Gene Ontology annotation, molecular function: GTP binding. The record is from RefSeq and is a predicted model, not a curated record. Bases 1 to 2124 code for a protein of 707 amino acids.